Dalotia coriaria is the source of this 2687-nucleotide messenger RNA. Its product is annotated as WD and tetratricopeptide repeats protein 1-like. The transcript has 5 exons. Gene Ontology annotation, cellular component: cytoplasm; Cul4-RING E3 ubiquitin ligase complex. Gene Ontology annotation, biological process: negative regulation of fatty acid biosynthetic process. Gene Ontology annotation, molecular function: protein binding. Lineage: Eukaryota; Metazoa; Arthropoda; Insecta; Coleoptera; Staphylinidae. The coding region runs from base 203 to 2074 and encodes 623 amino acids. The record is from RefSeq and is a predicted model, not a curated record.
UACUGACAGCACGAUUCGCCAUAAACAAAAUAAAAAUUCUCGCAAUAAUUGUCCGCAAUCAGCGCAAAAUUUCUGAUAGAUUUGCCGGCAGGCACGCAGUGAAUUCACGAUGCGGUCGUGCUUGUUGUCAGCGCACUGAUAGCGAGUGCGAGCGAAUUCUGCGCGCUGUUACAUCAGGCAAGCGAAAACGCAAGCCAACAGUAUGGAUUCGUUGCGUGAUAUGGUCGACAUGAAUCAAAACAUUGUCCGGCUCCUACGCGGACGUGAAAUUAACUGCGAUCACGGCAAAACCCUGCGGAACAAAUGUCAGUUCACUGCUGAGUUGUUGAAGCGCCUGCAUCUGGAACACCACUUAGAAGGCCAUCAAGGAUGCGUCAAUUGUCUGCAGUGGACUGCUGAUGGCUUGCAUUUGGCCUCUGGAUCAGAUGACACUGUUGUCAGGAUUUGGGAUCCAUUUGCAAAGAAAUGCUUGCAUGUUGUGCCCACCAAACACAUUGGCAAUAUAUUUUCAGUUAAAUUUGUUAGUGAUGACAAUAUGAUUGCAACUUGUGCUGGAGACUGCAGGGUGAUUGUGCAGUCUAUUGAAGACACUGGCAAGCAGGCAAUCAUGGAUUGCAGUUGUCAUGCGGCUAGAGUAAAACGUUUAGCGACGGCGCCAGAUUGCCCGACUUUAUUUUGGUCGGCUGGUGAAGACGGAUUAGUUAUUCAAUAUGAUUUGCGAGAACCUCAUGAAUGCACAAAGAACGCAACUGCUUUCCUGGAUCUCUUCACUACCGAGUUUAAAUGCAUUGCGGUGAAUCCCACGAAGACGCAUCUUAUUGCAGUUGGUGCCAAUGAUGCCUAUGUGCGAUUAUACGAUCGUCGCUUUGUAAAAACUUCUAAAAUUACAAUCAAUCACGCCUUUGAUGCAAGAAAGCGCACACCAGCAGAGCCUCAAGAUCCGACCUGUGUUCAAUACUUUUCGCCGGGACAUCUCGCACGAGACCAUGUGAUGCACAAUAGCUUCCGUCACGUGGCAACUUACAUCGCCUUUGAUGCAACGGGAAAAGAUCUACUUGUAAACAUGGGUGGUGAUCAUGUUUACCUCUAUGACGUGAAUAAUAGUCGCAACAUGGACGAAUUGUCUCGCCCUGACUGGUUGCCUAAGAUAUAUCAACAUGGCUGCACAAAAGCAUGCUGCAAUGAUAUUCGCUACGAACCAAUGCCUUUGUUAGCGAAAACUGAGACACAAAAGACAGCCGAGCCGGAAAAUGAUAAAUUUAUUGAUGGUAAUCCAUGCGCUUGUGAUUAUAUCGCACGAGCAAAACAUCUCAUGCAGAGGCGGUAUAUCGGGGACGCGUAUUUAGCGGCACGAGAUUUUGUCCAUGUAAUCAAGCACUGGCCGGAAAUUAUUGCCGGAUAUUUAGGGCUUGUUGAAUGUUUAAUUGCGCUCAAGUGGACGGAGGAAGCUCAGAAUUGGAUGACUUACUUUCAACAAAAGUUUGCAACGCACGCUAGCGAUAAAGUCGUCAAGAGUAUUGCUGAAAACUUGAAAACUCUGAAUUGCGUCGAUGAUGUGGAGCAGAUGGAAGUGCAAGAGGACGCGGAUAUCUCGCCGAUUGAGCGGGCACUGCGAUUAGAAUCGAGGGAUUACGAAACUCGAUACUUAGGGCAUUGUAACACGACGACAGACAUCAAGGAGGCGAAUUUUAUGGGCGAUGAUGGUAAUUUUAUCUGUGCCGGAUCGGAUGACGGCAUGAUAUUCUUCUGGGAUCGAAAAUCGACGAAGUUGUUGACCGCCGUUAUUGGCGAUACGUCAAUCGUCAACUGUGUGCAGCCGCAUCCUAGUAUUUGUUAUCUUGCAUCCAGUGGGAUUGAUUCCGGAGUGAAAAUUUGGUCACCAAUGAAUGAAGACAAGGAAAACUUCAAGAAUUUAUGCGCAGUUCGAGAUUUGUGGACCGAAGUGGAAUGCAAUCAAGAUCGUAUGGCAAUGGAUCCCUUUGACACGCUGAUGAUAAGUAUGGGGUUUCGUGAGGUGAGAACGACCCGUUCCUCGGCCGGCGAAGUGACACACUCGACGUGCCGCACUUGUUAGUCCUUCUGGGAUAUUUUACCACUUUAUUUUUUGUUUCUUUAAACAAAUUGUAAUAUAUAUAUAUAUAUAUAUAUAUUUAUAUAUUAUGUAGUAAUUGUUGGUCGGGAUGAUCACCGUGUAAAACAAUUGCUAACGUGCACGGUAAUUGUUUUAAACAGAUACUACACAGCGCGUUAUCUAAGGUGUAAAUAUUUAUUUGACGUUUUGUGAGUUUGUUUCCUUUUUUUCUACGAAAAUACUUGGUUUCAAUGGUAGCACUAAUUCUUAAUUUGAUUGUGAUGUGAUGUUGCUUUAAAGGUUUAAAUACUAGUGAUGAUUUGGUUGUUUAUUUUUGGAUAUCUUCAAAUGGUUUCACUUGACUUAUUUCUACGUGUGCUUACAUCAGCAAGCGAAAAUACUCAAAAUGGCUGCCGGCUAAAUGUGUUGUCUCAUCGUAGUAAGCCGGCCAAGUUCAGCGCGCGUUUAACUCAAAUAAUAAUUGUACUCCUGUAAAUUGUAUUCAAUUGUACACUAUUGUAAAAAACAUUUAUCCUAACUAGAACGCUAGCCGAACUUGUUUUAUUGAUUGUUAAGUUUCAGUCGAUCAUAAAUGAUGCAUACUUUUUUCAAAUGA